AUGCCAUGUAUUCAGCUUAAACGAACGAAUUGUGCACCCCAUGGAUGCACAAAUAGAGGAACAGUCUUCAUCAGCAGCUCACAUCACUAUCGUUUUAUAGCGGCAACUAGUCCGCCUCAAGCUAUCAAAGAGUACGCGCUUCGUGUAAACAAGAGCAGCGGGAGAGACUUGAGACUCAAAACCCUACCAGAGGAUGUCGAGGAAAGGCUAAAAGAUUUUGCGGAAGAUAUGCUCGGACUCGGUCACAACGAAUUAAGGACCGGCACAACACUAAUUUGGAGGAGUCUUAGUACUAAUCAGCACACAUGUGAAUUGAGAUGA
Cylicocyclus nassatus is the source of this 321-nucleotide messenger RNA. The record is from the annotation of a GenBank genome assembly. Lineage: Eukaryota; Metazoa; Nematoda; Chromadorea; Rhabditida; Strongylidae.